Molecule: messenger RNA, 1005 nt
Organism: Rotaria socialis
Lineage: Eukaryota; Metazoa; Rotifera; Eurotatoria; Philodinida; Philodinidae
Source: the annotation of a GenBank genome assembly
AUGAAUAUCCAAUUACUAAUUUUCUCUAUUUUUAUUCCAAUUGUAACAAGUUCUACUCUACCAUCAUCUGAAUUAAAUAUUAAAUAUGGUGGUCUAGCACUGAAUGCUUUAGGACGUCUUUUAAAUUUUUUCGAAUCAGAUGCCAAAGAUUUAAAUCUUGAUGGUGUAUAUGGCCUACGCAUAGCACAAGGACAAUUAAAUAGUCUUGAUGAAAUUUUAACUGCAUCAUCCCACGAAAACCAGCGUUUUACAGAUAAAAAUCACUAUAUACAAAACUUAUCGAUACAAAUUGAACGUAUAGCAAACCGAAGUUUAAUUGCAUUGGCUGAUACGGCAUCCUCAUAUUUAGAACGAUUUCGUCUGGUUGCAUCGAAACCAUUUCAAGCUGAUUAUGACUUGCGAAAAAUAAAGAAAAAAUUCUUUGAAAAGGGUUCAAGAACUGCGAAGUUUGAUGAAGAUGAAUCUGAUGGCUGUUUUGCUGAACUACUUGGUUCAACUGAUCGUCCGAAUGCAACAAAAUGUUUCAUUUCUCAGCCAUGCUGGAGUAUGAUGACAACAUCGAUGACUAAAGAUUAUCGUUUAACACAUCAAUUAUUAUGGUUUUUAGUUGCAAAAAGCAUUGGUUGUAUUGAUAAUCGAGCAGUAUCAGAUGUUUCAAAUAAAAAUUUAAAAUAUUUAGAAGAUCAAUAUUGUUCGAAUAUUUAUCUAGAUGCUCAAUUAAAUAUCGAAGAAAAUAGAAAUCAAGAUUUAUUUCUUGAACAAUUACUAUUAUGUUCAAUUAUUGGUUAUGAAGACUUUUUACGUUUCGAUUGGUUUGAUGCGAUACUUUCAUGGCAAGAACCACAGUAUGGAUGUUUUAGCAGUGCAUCGGAAACAGCGGAACCAAAUUUAAAAAUUAAAAGGCAUCUUCUAAUCGAACAAGAAAUGCAUCACGGAUGUUUAUCACAUAAAAGUGGUCUUGCAGCUGGAUUAUUAGCAACAUAUGCUAGAGCUUUUUUACAAUAA